GUUUGGGAAUUGAUUCCGAGUCUCCCUAAUUUCUCAGGGUCAACUGGCCGUUUAGAUCGUAACCAUCAUGGGGACCGACUCAGUGUUAUUUCCUCUCGGGGGGCAAUCGAAAUGGAUCCCAAUUCUCUGGACCAUGUUAUGUGUCGUCGUCAUUUCCAGAGUGCUGCGAUUUUGCCGUAAACUACAGGCUGCAAAUAAUCUCCCAGGUUAUAGACCGAUGUUUUUUCCCUUGGGACCUCCGGGAGCCUUCUUCUAUUCGACGCGGUGGCACAAUGGUGCUGACAUGCACUGGGCAAGGCGUUUCCAGAUGUACAAGAACGGCGAGAACGUGUCGGUUGUCCCCUGGUUGGGAGGUCGUUCUGCAAUUUAUACCUCCAAUUUGGAUGUGACACGCCAGGUUGCGUCGGGGAGUCACAAGUCGGAUUUCAUCAAGCCUUCGUCCGCUAGCAGAAUUCUGCUUGGAUGGGGGAUGAAUUUGGUUGCAGCUGAUGGGGAAAUAUGGCGCCGACAUCGACGAAUCAUGGGUCCUGCAUUCAACAACGAUUUGUACAAGCUAGUGUGGAAUAAAACGCAGAAAAUCUACUACGAAAUGUUGGUUGUCGAUCAAUGGGCUAACAAGCAUGAAGUUUCAGUGCCAGCGGUACAGAAGAUUACGUUCAAGCUCGCUUUAUUUGUGAUCGCUACAUGUGGCUUUGGCAUCUCAUUUGAUUGGGAGGAGCCUUUGAAAUCCGAAAACCGUGCCAUGUCCGUACAGAAAGCAUUUAGGAUAAUAUCGGAUACCGGGUCAUUUGCGGUCUUUGCUCCCAAGUGGGUCAAAAGUCUGCCAUUCCAAUAUAUUCGCGAUUCUAAUACGGCACAUGAGCAGCUGGGUAAGUUCAUGAGGGACGAGGUGGUAAGACGGCGCGCGCAAAUCGCCAACGGAGAGAUUGAUGUUGAAGGGGAUAAUUUGGAAACACGCACGAUUUUCAAUCUGCUUAUGAAGGCUGGCGAAGACGAGGAUGGCAAGUACUCGCUCGAUGAUGAAGAAGUGGUUGGCAAUGUCUUCGUCAUGCUAUUUGCUGGACACGAAACCACUGCACAUUCACUGGCGGCCACCUUGGGAUUUUUGGCUGUUUAUGACGACAUCCAAGAUGAAGUCUUUGAGCAGAUCAAGUCCGUUUUAUCUGAUCACACAGACCCUACAUUUGAGGACUAUUCGAAACUUGACAGAGUCCUGGCGGUCUUCUAAUAUUUUAAUAGGGUCUUUUCUUAAGUUUCGACGGUCUCAGCCUCAGGUACAACUCGAGUGUAUACUUACCGGGUUUCUACAAAAUAAUGAGAAUCGAUCGAACUUUUUUUCGGCUGCCCAGUAUAGUAAUUCCCUAUCUUGGAUUC
This is a messenger RNA of Desarmillaria tabescens, 1374 nucleotides long. Its product is annotated as cytochrome P450. The transcript has 10 exons. Lineage: Eukaryota; Fungi; Basidiomycota; Agaricomycetes; Agaricales; Physalacriaceae. Gene Ontology annotation, molecular function: iron ion binding; monooxygenase activity; heme binding. The record is from RefSeq and is a predicted model, not a curated record. The coding region runs from base 68 to 1228 and encodes 386 amino acids.